AGUAGAUUCGGACAUCGGACCAUGCAUCUGACUUCGCAAUUCUAGACUGGGAAGUUUUACGUGUGACAGUGUGACGUCUUUCACAUUAGGUUAAGGACACGGACCGCCCACAGAUUAGGACUAUUGUAGACGGGCCUUUAAGAGGAAAAAUUAACACCAAGAAAUAAACCUUUCGUCCAUCCGAAUGCAAGUGGAGCGCAUUACCAUGGCACCGUGCCAUCUUUUUUCGGCAACCAUAAUCAAGUUGAAGAAAUGUUAAUAGCCUAAAAUAAAUUAUAGCCUGACUGUAUAGCCACAAACAAUGUUGUAUUGUUGAAAUAACAUGGGGCGUAAUUACGAUUGAACGAUGGGCUACAAGUUUAUUUUAUUUACUUUUUAUUUAUUUUUAACUUCAAACAAUGUUCUGAACUGUCCACGCCUUUACAAUGUUUCAGGACAGUCUACUCAAAGAUCCUCGUCGACCACUCUGGUGACGACGCCAAAACCUACGUCAUUUAGAACCAAAGAACCUCGAAUUAUUGGAGGUUCCAAUGCAAAGGCAGGGCAAUACCCAUAUCAGGUGUCUUUGAAAAGUGGAGGGGCCCAUUUCUGUGGUGGGGCCAUUAUAGCGCUCAAUCGCAUUCUCACUGCAGGGCACUGCGUCACUCAAGUUCAUCCUAACAACAUCGAGGUAGUGGCUGGAAUACUCAGGAGCUCUGACAACACGGUCGUUCGCAGCGUCAGCAAAAUUAUCUGCCACGAGAACUACACAACCGGGGCUUCAGGGGAAGCCAUCAACGACAUAGCGAUACUUGAGCUAAGCAGUCCGAUGCCAGCAGACAACAGUUACAUAGAAGCCAUCCCAACAGCCACGGUCCUGAAUGAAGAGCAAAACAACUGUGUUGUUAGUGGCUGGGGAGUGGUCAAAUGGGAAAGCAAGAAAGUUGCUCCAACGCUCCAGUUUCUACGAGUCCCACUCGUCAGCUUCGACAAGUGCAUCGUGAGGUACCCACAGCUGGUAGAGGGACAGAUUUGCGCGGGCUAUCUCGACGGCUCGGGUGACGCAUGUCAGGGCGACUCUGGCGGCCCGCUGGCCUGCGGGGGCAAGCUGACCGGCAUCGUGUCCUGGGGCUACGGCUGUGCCACGCCCGGCUACCCAGGGGUGUACGCCGACGUCGCCCACUACAGCACGUGGCUGCAGCGACAUCUCGAGGACAGCUCCGGCGUCGGUGUGUCCGCGGGAGACGACCAGGAAGACCAGACCGUGUCCAACAGGAACUGUGGCUCCACAGUCGCACCUGUGUGCACACUGCUGCUCCUUGUGCUCAAGGCUGCGUUGUGACAAGUGUGACGGCAACAACUGCUUCGUUUUGCAUCUUGUUGCACAUUUUUUUCAUGUUAUUUUUCUGUAAUUUUUUUUGUAAGGAAAAAAUUAAAAUUACUGAAUAAGUAAA
Molecule: messenger RNA, 1433 nt
Organism: Bacillus rossius redtenbacheri
Lineage: Eukaryota; Metazoa; Arthropoda; Insecta; Phasmatodea; Bacillidae
Product: trypsin-2-like
Exons: 7
Coding region: 347-1321 (324 amino acids)
Biological process (GO): proteolysis
Molecular function (GO): serine-type endopeptidase activity
Source: RefSeq, a predicted model, not a curated record